AUGUUGCCGAUCGAGAAUUGGACUCAAGUCAUGGAGCCGAGUCCCGAAGAAGACAACGAUUACAUGCUGGUGUUGAGCAGUAUUGUAAUCAUCGGAUUGGUGGGGAAUAUCAUCUCUUUGGUGACCAUUUUAAACAGCCGUCUCAAGAGGGUACGUCUUGUUUUUUUGUUUUUGAAUAGUUGAUUGAAGCCAGCAUGUUUUUCUUGUAAAUAUUUCGCGUAUUAUUCUUCACAUUUAUGCAAAAUUUGGCUACUCUUCAUUUGGGGCAGCUUGGGUAUGGGCCCAAUUUCGCAAAUGUUGCAAAAAUUGUUUGACUCGAGACGGCUAGCCAAAGGUUGAAAUUCCAAAAAAAAUUUUUAAAUGGCUUGCCAAAAACCUGGAUCGGUUAUUGCCAUUUAAACCCAUUGUCUAGCUGGUCCAACAGUUUUGCAAUCAUGGCUAGACAUAUUGGGCCAACACCCGAUCUACUCCAAAUGAUAGGUGUGCAAAAUUUAUACAUUUUUAUACAAAACUUUUUAGAUUUUUGCAAAGUAAAUAUUUUAAAAUUUUAAUGUAUUACCCUUCAGAUCACAGCCAAUCAAUAUCUAAUUGUUUUGACGGCGUCGGAUUCGGUGUUCCUGGCCGCAAUGAUCCUGAUUCUGUUCAAAGUCGACUACGUCAACUUCCAUUUCUGUGUCGUAAUCGAAUACAUUUUAAUGACCAGUUCGUAUGUUAGUUCGUGGUCCGUGGUUGCCUUAACUAUUGAGCGAUAUAUUGCGAUUGCCCAUCCCCUCAAACAUAUGAAGGUGAGGAUCUCUGAUCUUCACUCUGUCAACCCUUUAUCUUAUUCUAUUUUUGUUCAUAAAUUAUUCUUCAGCUAUCACACAUUCCGAGGGCCAAGAUAAUGGCGUAUUGGGUGCCGAUCCCGUUUCUCUUCAACCUGAUCCAGUUCAUCACUUUAUCCCCCACAAAUGCCGAUCCCGAUUGGCCGAAUGUGAAGCAAUGCGGGAUUCGGGAGGGUCCAUUGCAGGUAAAGGUGUCAGCAUUAUAUAAAAUUUUCUAUUACUCUUACUUUAACCAUAAACCUUAUUUCACAACUACCGCUUAUUUUCUGCAGAUGACAGUAGAGAUCACGGAUGUUGUUUUAUCCUACGUCUUGCCCUGUCUGACGGUCGUAUUUUUGAAUACUUUUAUCGCUUCCACCGUCCACAAAGCAGGGAAAGGCCUCUUUGGGAGCCAAGAUAACCUCUCCACGGCUGACAGACAAUCCAGGAAUCGAAGGACAGGGAAUGUGAACACGGGAUCUACCAGGAUCUUGUUGGUAGUGCCCAUUGUAUACACAGUACUCAACACUCCAUUCUAUUUGAUGCGGAUAAUGGAUACUUUGGCCCUGAAUUUGUUUAACUCGAAGGCCUUCUCGAUGCAGGGAAUGGCCGAGGAUCCCUUGGCCGUCUUCUUUUAUAAUGCCGCCCAUUAUUUAUAUUAUUUGAACUUUGCCAGCGAUUUUAUGGUUUACGCAUUUACAAGGUGAGUCCUCAAGCUAUGUGACUGUUAGAUUUAAAGUCAAAUUUAACAACUCAACUUCCGUAUGCUGUUAUUGUUGUUAUCUUCUUGUUUACCAUGCUUUUUUCGCGCUGAAAAAGCAGAUUUGGAGGGAGAAGUAAUCUCAUCACAUUCCAGUAUAAUAUACAGUCGGAUUAAUCCCUUUCUUCCGGGGAUUUGGCCCGUUUUGAGAGGGCGUUCUGCUUGCAGAGUAAUUUGCAUAUAAUUGGAGGUUUCGGGUUACUGUAGCUAAUUUUGAUCAUUAACUCCGACCUCGAUUGGAGCCCGUUUUGUCCCCAUAUUUUUUUAGAGGUUUGUCCCCAUAGUAACAAUUACCGGAUGCGCCAUUUUUGUAACCCGAUUUGAAUUGGCUUUUUAAAUAUUUUUAGGCCGAAUAUUAAAAUCACUUUUCCCCGUAAUCUCCGUUACCUUUUUUGACCGAUAGUCAGCGCCUUCACGAUGUCAGUAGACGGAAUCUUGGCAUUACUUUACUUGUUGGAAAAUUCAUUUUUUUUAUUAACGAGACCAUUACGGGCCGAAUAAUUACAUAGAACAAAUCCGGUCUGGGGACAGAGACCCUAAAAAAUUGUGGGGACAAAACCAAGUUGGAGACAAAAGCUCCCCAAUGUUUUUGGUCCAAUUAAAAAAUGACUUUGUUUUAUAUUUUUACCCCACAUUCAUGUUGAACCAUAUUCGAAUCAGUUCUUUUUGAUAUCGAGUCUAUAAAACACUGUAAUUCUGUUAAAGUAAUACUGAAAUCCGAGUUAUUUACGCCCGAAUUCGGCAACGAUCCAUAUUCCAUUAACCCGUUCGAGUGUCAUGGAUACUUGGAGACUCAACGUCUAACAACCUUAGAUCAUAAUUUAAAAGUUUUCAAAACUGCACUUUCUAUAACAUCAUUUUUUAACAGUGUUACGUCAAAAUUAACACUUUUUUCAAAGUUACACUUUUGAAAAUUUACACUUAAAAUUUAUACUUUUUUGAAUUAUACAUCCUUUUUACAAAGAUGUAAGGGUAUCUAUGACACUCGAACGGGUUUUCGAAAUCUGUCCAUUAUGAAGAGAAACGUUGAUCUAAUCCGAUUACUUUUAGCGCCAAUUUCCGCAAAAGUGUAACACUAGCCUGGGCGCAGCUGUUAUGUCCGAAAUGGGCGGCCAAGAAAUUUCAUCGUGACACGCAUCUGGAGAAUACAUUGGUCAGUAAUCGGACACAGAUCCCCUCGAUCCGAAACUCCCAUCUCAGAUCGACCCCUUCCAACAAUACGCCCACCGAAUUAUAG
Messenger RNA from Bursaphelenchus xylophilus (pine wood nematode), 2800 nucleotides. The record is from the annotation of a GenBank genome assembly. NCBI's taxonomy places the organism in Eukaryota, Metazoa, Nematoda, Chromadorea, Rhabditida, Aphelenchoididae.